Molecule: messenger RNA, 240 nt
Organism: Protopolystoma xenopodis
Lineage: Eukaryota; Metazoa; Platyhelminthes; Monogenea; Polystomatidea; Polystomatidae
Source: the annotation of a GenBank genome assembly
AUGGAUACCGAAGGAUCAGAACUAACGGAACACAUCGCGCAGAUUGAAAACGAGAUCAAUUGGAAGGCAACAGAACGAAGGGCCCCAUACGGUGACAACACAAGGAAGCGGAAGAUUAGGGAGGCCAUUGACAUCCUUGGGGAUAAAAACUUAAUGAACAGGAGAUUUGAAGAAGGUAUGGAUAGCGAUAACUUUGCUUACUGCUUAAGCAAGACCAGCAAGAUGGAGACGGCUGAAUGA